Pogona vitticeps (central bearded dragon) is the source of this 3187-nucleotide messenger RNA. The record is from RefSeq and is a predicted model, not a curated record. NCBI's taxonomy places the organism in Eukaryota, Metazoa, Chordata, Lepidosauria, Squamata, Agamidae.
AUUCUGUCGCAGUUGCUAGGUGAUUAUGACAAGGUGAAAGCGGUGUCAGAAGGCUCCGACUGUCAGUGCAAGUGUGUGGUGAGGCCCCUGGGCAGAGAUGCCUGCCAGAGGGUGAAUGAAGGUGUUUCGAGACCAGAAGAUUUUUAUGUGGUGGAAACAAUAACUUCUGGACCAGAAUGCAAAUGUUCAUGUGUGGCUCCACCAUCUGCUCUGAACCCUUGUGAAGGAGACUUCAGGCUGAAAAAGCUGCGAGAAGCAGACAGCAAAGAUUUCAAGCUGGCAGCUGUUAUUGAGAUGCUGGAAGGUGCUUUCUAUGGGUUGGAUUUGCUCAAGCUGCAUGCCGUCACGACAAAGCUGGUGGGUCGAGUGGAGAAACUAGAAGAGGAGGUGUCUAGAAACCUCACCAAGGACAGUAAACAGAAGAGGCAGAAUGCAGAGGAGAGUUUGCAAGAGAUAGAUGUUAAAGAUGAGAUGAACUCUUCCAGUAGCAUGUCCAGCAACCGUCCUGACAUCGAGAAUUCACUGCAGAGGGAUGCUGCAGCAGCCUACACCCUGACCGAGGAAAAAUAUGAAGACGUUUUCUUGCAUGACGAGAUGGCUUCUCAGCAAAUCAGCUCAGUGGAGUCCUUGCGCUAUGCCCCCCCAGCCCCAGGAGCAACAAAUCCAAAGUCCACUUUGCCGAGAAAACUUCACGUGAGGAGCCGGACUCCAUCCUGGCCAACUAUCAUCAGAGGAGUUACUUACUAUAAGGCUACAGAUCCUGAAAUGGAAAAUGACCUUGAAGAACAAGAUGAGCCUUUUAGUGGAGAUGCAAUUGAUUUGCUGAUUGAAGAUCAACUUUUGCAACACAACUACCUGUUAAAUACUCCCACCAGGAAGCCACCACCUGUGGAAGGCCCACGUCUUCACCAGAACAAUAAAGUCACGAGGGGGCAAGUUACAAGCACUACACCAGUUGAAAAAGAAGCCUCUGUGACCACAACUAGAGCUACAGAGCCCCCAGUGCCUUCUGCCAUCACUCCUCCCUCUUUUGAGCCAACACCAUCAUCAGUCUUUUUUACCAGUGGCAGUUUUUCAACAUCUGUAGAAACCACAACAGCAGCUGAAGCUUCCUCCAUCCAUAGGUCAAAGGCAGAAGAUACCAGAUGGACAAUGAAAACAUUAGCUGAGGCCACCACACAAGUUCCCAGAACUCAGAGUGCAUCCCCCACAAGGCCACCUGUGGUCAGGGUGCCCACAACAACUUUCCAAACAGAGGCAAGAACUGAGCCUAAUUCAGAUGGCGGAACCGAAGCUGUGACAUCUCCAGCCCCCGUCCAUGCCAGCCUCACCACUACCCCCAGCAGCCUUGAUGAGGAAGAUAUCAGAAACAGCAUUGGCCAGUGCAAAGACACUUUGUCCACCAUCUCGGGGCCUGUGAUCCAGAAUACCUAUGGGCGAAAUGAAGGUGCUUGGAUGAAGGAUCCAGUUGCCAAGGAUGAGCGAAUCUAUGUCACCAACUAUUACUAUGGCAACACCCUGGUGGAAUUCCGGAAUUUGGAUAGCUUUAAACAAGGCCGAUGGAGUAACUCUUAUAAACUGCCUUAUAGUUGGAUGGGGACAGGCCAUGCGGUCUUUAAUGGCUCUCUCUAUUACAAUCGGGCCUUCACGCGCAACCUAAUCAAAUAUGACUUGAAGCACCGCUACGUGGCUGCCUGGGCCAUGUUGCAUGAUGUAGCGUAUGAGGAGGAGACACCUUGGCGGUGGCGUGGCCAUUCUGAUGUGGAUUUUGCAGUGGAUGAGAAUGGCCUGUGGAUAAUUUACCCAGCCAUUAAUUAUGAAGGCUUCAGCCAAGAAGUGAUUGUCCUCAGCAAACUUAAUGCCAUGGAUCUGAGCACUCAGAAGGAGACCACUUGGCGGACAGGCCUGCGCAAGAAUUUCUAUGGCAAUUCUUUUGUCAUCUGUGGUGUUCUCUAUGCUGUUGACAGUUAUAAUAAGAAGAAUGCCAAUAUCUCAUAUGCAUUUGAUACACACACCAACACCCAGAUUAUCCCCCGCCUGCUUUUUGAGAAUGAAUACUCCUACACUACGCAGAUAGACUAUAACCCCAAGGAUCGGCUCCUUUACGCUUGGGACAAUGGCCAUCAAGUUACUUACAAUGUCAUUUUUGCUUACUGAGGACAGAAUGGGGUAAUUUUAAUGGGCCACUUGCACCUUUUUUAUAAAUAUUUUUAUUGUACAAAUCAAAGAGAAUGUGGUUGUCAGUUUUGUACCUUUUUAAAAAAUAAGUGGAUUGUAGAUCAGUCCAUAUGCCAAAGUCAGUCAUUUUAUUUUGGAUGUAUCUUGCUUUUGUUUUUUAUACUGAAUAUGCUGCCUCCCAGUAGAGAAUGGAAAAUAUUUCUUCAUUAGCACCUGCCAAGCGCAGAAUCCAUGACGAAGAAAUUCAUCCCAUUUUCUUAUCAUUUUAAUACAAGAGUUAACACUUUGGGUAAGAAAACAAAAAAAUGGUGAUUUUUUUAUAAUAAAAUAUCAAUGUUAAAACUCAGCAAAAACAGAGUUUCUGGAGUUUUUGUUUGUUUUUUGGGGUCACUUUUCUAUCUAGUCACAUUGCUUAAUCUAGGCAACAGAUCAGACCUGAUAAAGUUGAUGCUGGUAACAUCAAUAAAAUUUUUCAUUCAUACAACAAAAAUAACAGUGUUGAUAUCUUGAAUAAUACUCAAAAGCUUUCAAUUCAAUAAAUGACUUGUUCCUGUGUAACGAAACCUUAAGCAGCCUGUGAAGGAAGUGCAUUAAUCUCUGUCUCCUGUUGAAUUGCUGGGACUUUGCUUUGACUGUGUACUACUAACAGCUUCAUGUAUGUAUAUAUGUCAUAACAAAGUGGAGGUGAAAUACUAAGCCUAUCAAAGAAUGCCUUAUUGUACCUCCUUCACUGAAGGUUCUCUUGAGGCCGGAUGGCCACUCAUUGGUGCUCUAGCUGCAAUUUUUCUGCACUGGCAGCUGAUUGUACUAACUGAGAUUCAGGUCCCCUUCAGUGCCAUGGUUUCUGCAUCCAGAAAGCACAGACGUCCCGACCCCUUAGAACUGCCAUGUACCAAAUGAGAAUGUCAUGAUAUACCCUCCUGAGCACGUUCAUUAUUUAUUAUUAGCCAAAUGCUCACCAAAGGCAAGAAAAGAGAUGAAAAUACAGUGGUGCCUCGCCAUAGGAAAC